AGUCGCGCUUCGGACGUCGCGCGUAUGACUUGUGUUGGACGAUAGGCGUUCACGCGAUAAAAUGUUUACGCGAACAAUAAAGUUGAACCGCGAAAGAUAAACUUUUAAAAAAGAUCUCUUCUUUAUAUUGUGACUUUUUGAAAGGAGUGCUUAAACUUUUGAGACAAUGGAAAAUAAUACAUCGGAGGAGUCACCACCUAACAGAGCCCAUGUGAAAAAGGAGAACGAAGAAGAAAUCAAGGAGUUUGCGGAGACUGCGAUGAACGAAUUACUCGGCUGGUACGGCUAUGAGAGAUUAGAGUUGCGUCGAUGGGCGGCAUCACGUGCCCGAGACGGCAGUCCAGAACAGAUCGCUGAACAAAAGAAUAAAGACGAGUGUUCGUGGUGUAACAAAAGCAUCACCAGCGAAAGUGGAGCCCUGCAGCAGGCCGGCGCCACCUUCUGUUCUGAGCUCUGCUUCAGUCAAUCACGGCGCGCCAAUUUCAAACGUGCUAAAACAUGCGACUGGUGCCGCCAUGUUAGACACACUGUCGCUUACGUGGAUUUUCAGGACGGUGCUACUCAGUUGCAGUUCUGUUCCGACAAAUGCCUCAAUCAGUACAAGAUGCAUAUCUUCUGCCGCGAGACACAGGCACACCUCGAUCUCAAUCCUCACUUGGUGAACGCCUCAUCUACGUCUAACCUCAUUACUCCAGAACUGUGGCUCAAAAACUGUAAAAGUCGUUCCGCCUCGCCUAUUUCCGAAAAAUCAGGAUCACCAACUCACGAAAUCAUUGCAAAAGCAAACUCAGAAAAGUCAGAAGCUCAAAAGUCAUUAAGAAAAUCACCUUUGCCUCUAAUAACUAUGGCGCCGACUUCAAAACUGAUGAAACCCAAAAGGCCAUCAGAAGAAAGAACGACAGUACAGAAAUCGCCUGAAACUAAGAAGGAGAUUAGAAGCAAUAAAAUGAACCUGAGGAAGCGUAGGACAUCAAAAUGUUCUGCAACAGUUACGUCACAAACUGCCAGGCAAAGAACGGCGACGCCAAAAGCUCAGGAUUUACGAAUGUGUAGUCCGUCUAUAGAUGGUUCGUCGCCAGCUUCCACUGUUGUUAAUGGCACCGUUCAUUCUCCACCCCACCCAGUCAAUACUCACGUAAUACCACCUCCACAAUUUCAAAAUCCUUUGUUUGGGAUGCCACCACCUGUUUUUAUGGAUAACGGACACAUCAACGAUCUCAGACAUCCAAAUAUGUUUCCACCACGGGUGAACUUUCUGCCGCGUCCUGGCAUUCACAUACACCAAGAGAGACCCCGUAUUCCACCUCCUAUGAACUUUCCCCCGGUGUUAGGCCAAGCGCCACCUGUAACAGUUUUAGUGCCAUAUCCAGUAGUUCUCCCUAUACCUUUGCCGAUACCUAUUCCAAUGCCUUUGUCGGCGUUUAUCCAAGCACACUGUGCGAGUAAAGUUAAAACUGAAUCUAGGCCUGAUGAUAACGAAGGACCUUUAGACUUUACAAUGAAUGCUGACAAAAAUAAAGAAGAAACCGAUAGCGUUAAUGGUGAACCAAACACAGAUGUCCCAGACAGCAAUGAUUACAACGAGCAGAAUAAUGUGGCCAACGAGCGAAUAGACGACGAAGAGAAGGCAGAAAGUGAAUGUACUGACUCCAUUAAUCCCGAGCAGACUUUACCAAAGUUUAAAAUAACGCGAUUAGGAAGUAAAAUGGCGAAAAUCGUCGCAAAGCCGAGAGAAACGUCGGAGUCUUCGAGGCCUUUAAGGAAACGACGAAGACUCGUGGAAGUGGCCACAGAUGAUGAAGCUCUCAUUCCAAAAACAAGAAAAACUGUUCAAGUUUAAAAUCAGUAACAUGCAAUAUCUCACAAUGUUUUAUUAAAUAAUAUUCCUGAUAAUGCAUAUCACAAUCAUAAAUUGUUAAUCCGAACACAGUUCAAUGUACUUUGAAAUUGCUAGUCGUAAAUUUAAGUAAUUUUAAAAAUAUAGACAAACAGACCUACUAAUUUUAUAAGUACUUGUUCAUAACAAAAACACAUCAUAAGUGGGUAUGUUUUCUUUUUUUAAGCUGUUCAUAUAUUAUUUAAGUUAGUAGGGUUGUUAAAAAUUAGAAAACGCACUGUAAAUGUGAUAUUAGUAAUUUAUUAUAAAAAAUGUAGCUAUGUGUAAAUUAAAACGAUUUCAGAGUUGCAUUU
Messenger RNA from Diatraea saccharalis (sugarcane borer), 2190 nucleotides. The record is from the annotation of a GenBank genome assembly. NCBI's taxonomy places the organism in Eukaryota, Metazoa, Arthropoda, Insecta, Lepidoptera, Crambidae.